AUGGCCGCACUCAAGAGCGGUGCACUCUCCCGCGACCCCAAGCCUCCUGCCGCCGCGCCCUCUGCCCUUGCUCGCGUCAUGCGCGAGUUUGAGGAACUCGUCCAGAGCUUCGAGGCAGGCCUGCUGCGCUCGCUCGAGGACAACGACUCGCCCCCCCACACCCUUGGCCUCAGGGACGCCUCCACGGACCGCGUCCGCCGUGAGGCCUGCAGGCUCGCCAUCUCGGAUCUCAGCAACAAAUACACGCCCACAUACAUUCGCCGGUCGCUCAACGCGGCUGAAUUGGAGGGCAAGCGUGUCGAGGACCAGCUGCAAAAUCUCUCGCUCAGCGGCAACGCCCCCAGCGACGCCGACGACGACGACGACGACAAUCGCCUGGGCUGCUUGUACAAUGGCUACUUUCGUCUCUACUCGACCGAGCUUUUUGACCUCCUAGGGCAACCCGCCUAUCUGCGCUUCGGCACCCUGCGCUUCCACAACAACAACAACAACAACAGCAACAGCAGCAGCAGCAGCAGCAACCCUGCUGGGCAUGACUCGGACACUUGCUCGCAAGACCCGUCCCAGUCGUCCCGAGUGUCCGUCGAGCUCGCCCUCAACGACUCCUUUUUCGUCGCCGACUCGGAAGAGACGCUGCCAUACCACACAUUCCGCCUCCCCACCGGGCCCUCUCUCCAGAACCGCGGCAUACUCAGCAGAAAGCCCGAGGACGACGGUGCGCUCCCCGAAUACGACUCGUGGCUGCUCUUCACCUUUCUCGGCAACGGCUGCAUCAAGCUCGAGGUGCCUAUUGAAAUGUGCGCAGACAUAUACGGGGGCCGUCUCCAAGGUUGCGAAAAUGAAGAAGUGCUUUUCUGGGGUUUCUUCGUUGACGACGACGACGAGUAG
Exserohilum turcica Et28A is the source of this 888-nucleotide messenger RNA. RefSeq lists its product as uncharacterized. The record is from RefSeq and is a predicted model, not a curated record. Lineage: Eukaryota; Fungi; Ascomycota; Dothideomycetes; Pleosporales; Pleosporaceae. Bases 1 to 888 code for a protein of 295 amino acids. The transcript has a single exon.